Lagopus muta (rock ptarmigan) is the source of this 7946-nucleotide messenger RNA. It is a transcript of the gene COL25A1, whose product is annotated as collagen type XXV alpha 1 chain. Bases 34 to 1812 code for a protein of 592 amino acids. The transcript is spliced from 37 exons. The record is from RefSeq and is a predicted model, not a curated record. NCBI's taxonomy places the organism in Eukaryota, Metazoa, Chordata, Aves, Galliformes, Phasianidae.
CCAGGGCGAAAUGGCUAUCCGGGUCCGAUUGGUAUGGAUGGAAAGCUGGGUCAGCCUGGUCCUCAAGGCCCUCCUGGUCCAAAAGGCGAGAAGGGAGAUCAAGGUGAUCAGGGCCCUCGGGGUCUGCCAGGCUUCCCCACAGUCGCUGCUCUGCACAGUAAUCAGAUCCUCACCGUCAAGGGGGACCAAGGACAAGCUGGACCCCCUGGACCUCCAGGGCCACCAGGACCCAGAGGUCCCCCAGGAGAUACUGGGAAAGAUGGUCCUCGAGGGAUGCCUGGCAUUCCGGGUGAGCCAGGAAAGCCAGGUGAACAAGGGUUGGCAGGACCUCAAGGGCCUCCAGGACAAAAGGGUUCUGUUGGAGUGCCUGGUGUUCCUGGGAAAGAUGGACAAAUGGGAGAACCUGGUUUGCCUGGCAUAGCGGGGGAGAAGGGAGCAGCGGGGCUUAAGGGUGACCCUGGAGAAAGAGGAGAAAAGGGUGAUGCUGGAGAAAAUGGACCAAAGGGUGACACAGGAGAAAAGGGUGACCCUGGUUCAUCUGCUGCAGGAAUUAAGGGUGAACCUGGUGAAUCAGGACGGCCCGGACAAAAGGGUGAACCAGGUCUUCCUGGGCUUCCUGGACUCCCUGGGAUAAAGGGUGAACCAGGCUUCAUUGGUCCACAGGGAGAACCCGGGCUGCCAGGGUUACCAGGAACAAAGGGUGACAGAGGAGAGGCAGGCCCUCCUGGGAAGGGUGAGCGAGGUGAAACUGGACUUCCAGGACCAAAGGGGAGAACAGGUGAACCUGGAUCUAGAGGCCCCAAAGGGUCAAAGGGUGAUACAGGUGACAGAGGUGACACAGGAUCUGCAGGUCCACGGGGGCCACCUGGACAGAAGGGUGAUCAAGGUGCUACAGAGAUAAUUGAUUAUAAUGGCAAUAUUCAUGAAGCUCUACAGAGGAUUGCCACCCUCACUGUCACGGGACCACCAGGACCACCGGGACCUCAAGGGCUGCAAGGUCCAAAGGGUGAACCAGGAUCCCCAGGAAUUCCUGGAGUUGAUGGGGAACAGGGUCCUAAAGGACUAAAAGGAGAUAUGGGUGAACCUGGAAUGCAUGGAGAAAAGGGAGGAAUUGGACUACCUGGAUUGCCAGGAGCCAAUGGCAUGAAGGGUGAAAAAGGAGAUGCUGGUUUGCCUGGUGCCCAAGGCCCUUCGAUCAUAGGACCUCCUGGACCUCCAGGGCCACAUGGUCCUCCGGGCCCUAUGGGACCUCAUGGCUUGCCUGGCCCAAAGGGUGAACCAGGGUUAAAUGGUCUUAAAGGAUUGAAGGGUGAACAAGGUCAAAAGGGUGACAGAGGGCCCCUUGGUCUUCCACACCACUUACUAAUCUCACGUUCUUGUCACCCGUGUCGUACCCAUCAUCCAUGCUUCCACCUAACCACACAGGGAGCAUCUGGCUUAGACGGAAAGCCAGGACCCCGGGGUAUAGAUGGCCCAGUUGGUCCCCAUGGCCCUGCAGGCCCUAAAGGAGACAGAGGUGAAAAGGGAACUGUAGGUGACCCUGGACCCAGAGGACCCUAUGGCUUGCCUGGCAAGGAUGGCGAGCCUGGCCUUGAUGGUUUCCCUGGUCCUCGAGGAGAAAAGGGUGAAAUAGGAGAAAAGGGAGAAAAGGGGGAAAAGGGAAAGAAAGGCAAAAAGGGGCCUAAAGGGGAGAAAGGAGAACAGGGUGCUCCUGGAUUAGAUGCACCUUGCCCAUUGGGUCCUGAUGGAUUACCAAUGCCUGGCUGUUGGCAAAAGGGAGUCACACCAUGGCUUAUUGCUAAAAAGAGAUAAAGCAGAGGAGGAUAGAAAGAGGCCUUGAAUUUUUGGGGAACAAAGUUCCGGCUGCAGGUGGAUGGCCUCCAGUCUUGUGGGUCCCGCCUGUCAAUCAGCAUCAGUUUGCCUAGCACUGCUCACAGUCAUGAAGACAUUCGCGAUAGGCCCUGUUGAGUGCUUAAUCAAGGAGGAGGGAAGGUUGAAGAAGAAACCAGGCUUCUCUGUGGGUUGUUUGGAAAGGCUACAGAGAUGCUGCGGGGAUCGCCUGAGACCAGAAGCUUCUCAGCCUUACUCAAGAAUUGGCACAGUCUGUGCUGUGUUUGUUGUAUUUGGGGACUGCUGAAGGAAGAAGCAUCCUUGAGACAGGGACGAAUCGAAACACCCUCCCUGGGAGGGUAAUAGAACUGACCAGAUCCGUGCGUACCAUGGUGUGGUUUUCAGGUGAUGCAAUUUAAAUGACAUGAAACUAGCUGAACUUCUCUGCAGAAUUUUGGAAGCUAUGGUUAGUUUUCCUGUAACGGUUGCCAUGAAGGACACAUUUCAAUAAUCUAUUCAACAUUUGUGGUAUUGGCGUUGAUGGAAAUACUUCAAGUUGCACAUUCAUCUUGUUUCAGUAUUAACCAUCUUUUUUUCUUUACAAUCUUUAAAACCUUUAAAUGUAAGAAAGAAAAGAGUUUAUUUUUGUUUCACAGGCUUACUUACUCACCUCGUUCUUUUUCUGCUGUUUUGAUGACCUUAGUGGACAUUGUCACCCAUAAAACAUUGGAGAGAAAUAAGUCUGUGAUGACUGCUGCACAUGUCAUCAUACCGCACUGUUCCAGCUGUGGUUAUUUCUCCCCUUCUGUUCAGGUGAUGAAGUUUCUUGAGGUACAUUGGAAAAAUUUUCCUUCUCUGUUUUUUUAUUAUUAUUAUUACUAGAAAUACUUAAUUCAUGCACAUCUGUAUAGUUUUUGCCUCAAGGUUUUUCUUUUCCAGUUUUGAGUCUUCAUAUGGUGCACUGUAGUUGGAGAGAUUAGUCUGAGAGAUGGUGCCAUAUUUGACAGAUGGAAAUUCUUUUUUAAAUCACUUCAGUUUCUAGUAGAUAGUAGGAUGUUCACAAACUUUUUAAGUUACUUUUCUGAGCGUUGUCUUUCAUAUGUAGACCAAAACUAAAAUCGAGGAAGGCAGGCUGUCUCCAUCCAUGUGUGGGCAUCUUGCCCUCUUGGAAUACACAUUUUUUCUUGCUCAGUCAUUUCAAAGUUGUGAAGAUGGGGACCUGCUGUAGUUGCACUUUUCGUACGCCUUUUCAGUAUCAGAUCGAUAUAUAGCCACUCUAAUGCUAUCUUUCACUCUGCUAAAAAUUUAUUGCCAUCUUGGUGUAUCAGAGACAAGAACAGAUUUUCUUGGGGGUAGAAAUCUUUCACAGAUUUUUUUUUUUUUUUUUAAGAAAGAUUAUUUUAGUGGCCUCUAUCUAAUACUACCUUACUAACAACGAAAGUCCACAUUAUUUGUGUGUAUAUAUAUACAUAAUAUAAUAUAUAUAUUUACGGCUCAAUCCCAUCUUUCCAACAGUAAGAUAUAAACAAAUGUUCACAUAUAUGAGGAAAAAUAUGUUUAUUUGCUUAAAUUCUCAGAAAUGCAAGUAUGAAUCUAUUUGAAUAAUUACAUUUACAAUAAUAAAAGCCUUUACGUGUCAUAGAUUCAUGUUAACAGAGUGCUACAGCACUAAUGUGAGCAAGGGACUUCCCACAAAGGGGACAAGAGGAGCAUCAUGUAUAAAUCAUGAAUGAUUUAGUCGCCAGAUUGCUUCUGUUUGCUUAAGAAGUGCUGCCCAAAAAAGCAGUGUUGAGGAGCAAGCUGCUCUCCUGACAAGAAGCAGCUUCUUAUGCGUAUGCUCUGACUUGGCAUGGUUUGGCUACCCAUAUUACAGAUGUGAAGACAAGCAGUUGCAUGUUUUUAUAAAAGAUCAAAUACUGGCAAUCAGAUUUAUUCAUAUUUGAAAGGUCCCUCUGAGUAUUCAAAUGGAAAAUAAAGUGGGAAGUUUAUUAUUUGGCUAGACAUCAUUUGGCAAUGCCAUAUUGAGAGUGUCUACAAACACAACGUACUUAUUUUAAGAAAUAGCAACAGAACGAGCUAUGCAUUUGCAUGCUGUCAUUAGCACUUUGAUAGUUUUUAAAUUUGUAUAUCUAUAUUUUUAAACUGUCCUGAUGGCAUCCAUUUCUAUAUGCAUCAAUAAAGCCAGCAGAACUUUGGUUCACAGUUUCUUCAUUCAGGAAAGCAGUUUUAUAGAUUCUACUGUUAAUUAUUAGUCAAAACACAUUUCUCCUCAAACUCCCCGACAGUGAGACCCCACUGAUGAAACACUUAAGCACCUUUACUCACUUUCUUUUCUGUCUUGCAAAAUGAUUUAUUUCUUUAACUCCUGCCACAUAAGAAUAAGGAAUACCAUUGUGGUUUUUCUGGUUGUUAUUUUGUUUUUGGUUUUGUUUUUGUUUUUUUUCAGAUAGUCUAAUUUAACUUUUUAAAGCCUACUGUUCAUUUUCAUGGAAAGUUCAUUCCACAUAAAAGACCAUGGUGAAUAGCAGAGAAUUUCACAGGUUAAACUACAUAGAUUUGAUGCUAAGAUUUGCAUAAAAUGUUUCAUCUUGUAAGAUUUACUGGAAAAUGAAACCUGACAAUAUCUAGAAAAGUUGUGUUCAGUACAAAAAAAAAAAAAAAAAGGGGAGCUCAGUUUAAUAUUUCAUCAAGAGAAGCACCCUGUGAAGACUUGCAACAUGUUUAUUUUCUAAAAAGCAAUUGCUUUUGGUGCUAGUAUAUCUUUUUUUCUUUUCAGGGCAAAGCUGCGGCUUGAACCACCUUGUGUGUUAUAUCUUUUAGUGGCAUUCCUCCAAAUAGAUAAUUAUUUGAUUUGCUUAGUUUGGGACAGGAGCAGUAGUUCCUCUACCACUCUUUUCAGUUGUAGAAAUGUGUAGCGGUGUUAGUCUACAGCAUUUCUAUACCCCUGACCUUUUCAGGUAUGAUUAGUUCCUUUUUCUUUGAGAGUUUUCAGUAAUUGUUUCAGAUGAAGUUUUGUAAGUAUCUGUUACUCAAGUGUAGCAUAACCACAUUGUGCAGAAAUCCUGCUACAGAAGCAGGAAGUCUUUUUAAGCACUGUAUGAAAUAUGUCUGACAUUGGUCCUUGUCUUCAUAUUCAUCGGUUAGUACGUGGAACCUUUUUCAGGAUGUUUUGGACACUUUUUUAUUUUUCCUCAGUUAAAGUGUGAAAUUUUAACUCAUGGAACAAAUAUACAAUGUAUUUUUGAUCUAUAUUUUUUAUUUAUUGCUGAUUUUGAUGUCACCUUCUGGUAUUGUAUCAAGGCAGAAUGACGCUCUUCAUCCAGCUGUUUAGAUAUUCUUUUUGUCUACCGUUUAAGUAUUAUGAACGAGUUGCAGAAUAAUCAAAUGCAUACUUGUCAAGUAUUCUCAUGGAAAUACUUGGAUUAGUCACGUACAGUGUGGCAAGAUAGCUUUGGAUCCGUUAAGGGUUAGUUGUAGAAGCAUGCAUGUGGGCAUUUGUUACUCAGUUGUGCCAAUGGAAAAGAUGAUGCAACACCAAUGGAAAGAAGCGGUCCUUAUGGGAAGGUUGUGUAAGGCUGGGGGCUGUGUCAGGACCCUGGACCCAGCCAGCAUUUAGAGUUGCACUGACUGUUGCACAGCUGGAAUUUUACACCGGGGCUCAGCCGUGCAAGGUUCUUCACUUGGCUGUGCUUCGCUUUCGCUAGCACCAGACCAAGGAGAGUGACCCAUCCUUCCCUUGCAAAGAAUGUAUUGUGUAGUAACAAGGGGAAUAUUAGCAACUUCAGGUGAUUUUUAAGCACUGCUGGCUGCAUAAAUCAGGCAAAACACUUUGCUCACUACUGUCAGUAAAAGCUGGGGAUCCACUCCCGAAUGUGAUCAAGACGCUAAAAGACACACAGUAGUUGACUUUCGAGUUUCCUUUUUUCUGCUACUUAACCACCUUAAAUUUCAUUUGCAAAUCUCUGUAUUUUACCUAGAGACCUAAAUUUUCACACUGAAGAGUGAUACAAAUCACUAAUAUCUGCAACAACAGUGGUCAAAAGAAAGUCGGAUUUUUAGUCAUAGCAAAAUAAUAUUCCAUUUCAGUGACCAGGAUCAUGACAAACACCUGGCUUAUUCAUUUUUUUCCCUUUCUGCAACUUUUAUGAAUCUGAAUGUUGCUGUAAUGUGUAAAUGAAGGUUUUCUUGCAUCUUCUGUAAUUGAAGUAUUUUACAUGGUGGUUGGAGUCAUUAAAUGAUGUUGGAAACAAGUGCCUGCCACCAUCAUUUCUGAUAGAAUUUGAGAGCGAUACUCCACAAAACCAGUGGAGUUUGUAUUAUAAAAAAAAAAAAAAAAAAAAAAAAAAGGAGUUGGAGUGUUGUUUUAUUUUUGUUCUACUUAAGAUGCAUCCAGUUAUCAGUGCUGCUUGGAAAUAGAAUUUUCUUUGGAAAACAGGGGGCCUUAACUUAACCUGGGACCGUUAGUGUUUUACUUGUUUCUAUUUAAAAAGGACACUGUAUGAAUUUCCCAGAUACCAUUGGUACUUGCACACUUCUCAGAAGUAUUAUGAAGAGCUGGGCUGGUGGAAGGAUGUUUUACAUAUUGUUAACAUAUAUGUGGAUAUUCUUAUAUUAUUGUACAUGUUUGGGAAAAUAUCACACAACUUUAAAAAUGUUACAAAGAUGUAUGUAUCUGAUUUUUUCCUUUGGAAAAUAUUAUAUAUUUUUAUUUGUAUUUUUUACUUUUUUAAGUUCAUCUAUAUGUGCAGUUAUUUUUGUAUUGCGAGUGGUCUCAUAAAUGCAGUAGAGGAGAUAAAGUACAAAGAAAAGUAAUUUGGCAAGGAUUAAACUGCUCUGGGGGGGGACACAUAGGUCAGUACCACAUUAUCAAUCCUAUAAAUAUUUGGAGUGUCUUAGCCCUGUAAAUAUGUCACAAGUCCUCUGUUGAUGAAUUGCUUAAAGAAUUGCAAGGUUUUAAUCACCCAUUUUAAUUUGUUAUUAAUUACCACUUUAUUGUGGCCUCUGGUCCUCACUUAAUUGAACCUGAUCAAACAGCAUGCUUUUGUUUUUAUUAUUAAAAUUUCUCCUUGUUGUUUUUCAGUCGUAUGCUGUUUUGUUUUCCUUAGUUUUGUAUUUUGUUUCUUGCUGGUGAGAAGUUGAUCUUCAGAAUUAUUUUUACACUAUUUAUGAUUUAUUUUCAUAAUGUAAAAAGUGUGUAAUUAUUAAAAUAUCAAUUCAGUUAUUGGUGCCAAUUCGCAUAGUUAUAAAGUUCUUUCUGUUGCUGCAAAAAAUACGCUCUGGUUUGUCCACAAUGGAAAAAGUUUGUGCUGCAUUGCGCUAAUUUGCAGUUUGAAAUCUAGUGUGGGUUGUGUAAGUCAGUAUUCACAUUAGCACACAAAUCAGGGCCUUGGCAACAUGUUGUGUUUUUCUACAGUGCACAAUAAAAAGACCACUCACCUUGCUCUCCCAUUCUUGAUGUACAUGUGGCACUGAGGGACACGGUUAGCGGGCAUGGCAAGGAUGGCUCAAUGGUUGGACUAGAUGACCUUAGAGCUUUCUUCCAGUCUUAAUAGUUCUAUGAAUGUAUGUGUAUUCCCUUCAGAUCAAGUCUGUUUGGUCUCCUUUUCUUUUUCCAUAGGUUACAUAAGUCCACAAAAGUUAAAUGAGGAAAAGCAAGGGCCUUCUUUUGCGAACCAGAGAGCAUCUCCUCACUCUGGAAAAGCUGCUGAGGUUAAGUUUAAACUGCUGCUUAAGCAUUGUGGGGUCCAAAGAAAUAAAGCUGUAAGCUGAAAAUCACCAAUGGACCCUUUCUGUAAUAUUUAAGAUGAAAAAUAAACCUGAACUGCUGAGAAAUAGCUACACAAAGGGACUGUGUCACAAGCAACAGUACCCAUUAGGGAAUAUGAAGGUCUGGUCCGUUUUACUAUGAAUCUGCUUUGCUUAAAAAAGUUGAGGCAUAAACAUUAUUAAAAAAUGGUGUAUUUUCAAAAGCAUCCUGUUCUCGGAGGAUAUAUUUUUGCAGGAGUCUCUGAGCAAGGGACAUUUUUGGAAGAACAAAACAUUGGGCAGCAGCUGUAACCUCUUCAAAGCAUUAUUUAAAUGUUUGGGUCUUCUAAAUCUCCAAAUAUUUCAGACAA